AUGGGCAAAUUAAACGUCACGAUUUUACGAUAUUUGACACGGGAUGAUUUCCGUGUUUUAACAGCAAUCGAGAUGGGAAUGAAGAAUCAUGAACUUGUCCCUGCAUCUUUAGCUGCCCAGAUAGCAAAUCUUCGUUACGGCGGUGUUCAUAAAUUAAUGAAAGAAUUAUGCAAACAUAGACUUCUUAGUUACGAACGUGGAAAACAUUACGAUGGUUAUCGAUUAACAAAUGCUGGUUACGAUUACCUAGCUUUGAAAGUUUUGGCGCAACGAGGUACCGUUGCCUCGUUCGGCAAUCAAAUAGGCGUAGGAAAGGAAUCCAAUAUUUAUAUAGUUGCAGACGAAGAAGGAAAUCCAGUUUGUUUGAAGCUACACAGGUUGGGGAGAACAUGUUUUAGAAACAUUAAAGAUAAAAGAGAUUACCAUGGGCAUAGAAAAUCGGCGUCGUGGUUAUAUUUAUCAAGAAUAUCCGCAACAAGAGAAUAUGCAUAUAUGAAAGCACUUUUUGAUAGAGGAUUUCCAGUACCAAAGCCAAUCGAUCUCAACAGACAUUGCGUUGUUAUGGAGCUGGUUGAAGGUGGACCUCUAUGUGGCGUAUACGAAGUGGAAGACAUCGAAUCACUUUACGACGAAUUAAUGAAUAUGAUCGUAAAACUUGGAAAUCAUGGAGUUAUCCACGGCGAUUUCAAUGAAUUUAAUAUAAUGAUGACAAACAGCGGGAAAGUGAUUCUGAUUGACUUUCCACAGAUGAUCUCCACCGAGCACAGUGACGCUAAGAUGUAUUUCGAUAGAGAUGUGAAUUGCAUUCGCGACUUUUUCAAACGACGUUUUGCUUACGAAAGCGAAUUGUAUCCAACGUUUCAGGACAUUUCGAGAGAAGAUUGCAUCGACGCUGAAAUUAAGGCCAGUGGUCUGACUAAACAGAUGGAAAAGGAUCUCCUAAGGGAAAUGGGGUUGAUCGAAACGGAAGACGAGGAAGACGAGGAAGUCGAUCAGUUAGCAGAGGGAAUCGACGAAGAGAAAGAAACUGUAAACGAAAAUGAAAUUAGUCGCUUGCAACGUGAACUCGAAAACUCUGUGAAGAGUGAAUUUGCAUGCGCAUCGAAGACGAUUGCGUCGGAAUCGAUGACAAACGAGACUGAAAAUUUGGUUACUUCUUAUUUGGAAAAUCAACUUAUAGAGGAAGGUGUUAGAGAUAUCGAUAUAAAUAGGUCAUUGGAAAACACAGAGAAACCAAAAUCGUGCGAUCGUAAUGUAAACGAUAACCAAGAAUCCGUCGAUUCGUUUCAUUUUGCUGCAAAGACGUUCGAUUCGGGAGACGAAUACGAGGAAUGUAGUAAAUUUAGUGAUUCUAGAAGUAUGCACAGUAACACUACGGCCGCCACGAUCGCGCCAGAACUUAUUAAACGGAAAGUAAAGUUGACGUUACAACGGCGCGAUAAGAAAGAUCAUUCGAGAAGAACUCUUGUGAAAGGUGAAGCGAACGCGGUUACCAGAGUCAGAAGAGAGAAUAGGGACACGAUUAUGCAAUCGACGGGAAUAUGGGGAUGGGAAUAA
Molecule: messenger RNA, 1557 nt
Organism: Colletes gigas
Lineage: Eukaryota; Metazoa; Arthropoda; Insecta; Hymenoptera; Colletidae
Gene: RIOK2
Product: serine/threonine-protein kinase rio2
Exons: 5
Coding region: 1-1557 (518 amino acids)
Biological process (GO): protein phosphorylation; maturation of SSU-rRNA
Cellular component (GO): cytosol; nucleus; preribosome, small subunit precursor
Molecular function (GO): protein serine/threonine kinase activity; ATP binding
Source: RefSeq, a predicted model, not a curated record